AUCCCGCGGAAGGUGUCACCGAGGACGAGGGGAUAAGGGGACUCUGUUUUAGCCUCGCAUGAAAGUUUUGUCUGGUGUUUCUGUCAGUGGUAAGGAGGGAGAGGAGGAAGGGAAGUAGGAGAGAGGUAGAACUGGAGCGGUGAGGUUACGGAACUUGCUUAAAAGAAAUACAGGUAAAGCUAAAUGAUUGUGUUUGGCUGCAGUGGUGUUGAGAGAUAUUAGGCGGAGGAAGGGAAGGAAGAAAGAGGCAGAGCUGGUGGCGGUGAGGCAUGCGGUGAUUGCUUAGAGGAAAUACAGGCAAAGUUAAAUGAUCGUGUUUGGCUGUAGUGGUGUUGCUGCGAAGGUAGAGAGGGAGUAUAGGAAAGCAGGAUGGAUGACUGGGGUGGGUGAGGCAAGCGGCGUUUGCGUUAUAUUAAGACGGAAACAGGUACAAUUAAUAACGACGUAUCGAACUCUUCAUUCUCUGAGCCAUUGUGAAAAGGGUGCUGCGGACGCGUGCUUCUCAAGGUAAAGAUGAAUAAGACUGAAGAUGAAAGGAAAUGUCUUAUCGAUGUAUAUACUGGUUGUGAUGUUUUGUGCCUGAUACUAUACACUUGCAUGGUCGUUAUCAGCACUCAUGGUAAUCACGGGCAAAUUUAUUCCCGUGUGCGCGUGUUAAGGGCAGGUGCAGGCUUGGUGUUUGAAUAUGUAUGUAUAAUUUAAGUUACUGGAUUUACCCUGUUCAUACUCCCUUUUUAUUUAUUUAUUUAUUUAUUUACAUUUUUUAUUUUUUGUUUAUUUAUUUAUUUUAUUAAUUUUUAUUUAUUAUUAUUAUUAUUUUUUUUGUGUGUGUGUUUAUACGUACAUACCCAAGUAAACAUACAAGCGCCACGAAGCUUAUCCAUUAGUGCAACGUAUAAUCCUCUUCCUCUCCACCUUCCUCCUUCUCUUCAUUUCACUCUCUCUUCUUCCUCCGCAACAUUCCUUCACAAUUUCCUCUGCAUGCAUUUCUAUUUCCCCGUCUCCUUCCUAUUCCCCUCCCCACCCCGCCCUCCUCCUAGCAACUCUUCCUUUGUAUCUCCCACCCACAGCCUCCUCAUCGCAUCCUCUCUUAUCAUCUCUUAGGUUCACAUCCUCAAACAUACCGGGUUCUCCUGACGCAUCUAUUAGGUCCACAUUCUCAAACAUACCGGGUUCUAAUGACGCAUCUAUUAGGUCCACAUCCUCAAACAUACCGGGUUCUAAUGACGCAUCUAUUAGGUCCAUAUCCUCAAACAUACCGGGUUCUAAUGACGCAUCUAUUAGGUCCAUAUCCUCAAACAUACCGGGUUCUAAUGACGCAUCUAUUAGGUCCAUAUCCUCAAACAUACCGGGUUCUAAUGACGCAUCUAUUAGGUCCACAUCCUCAAACAUACCGGGUUCUAAUGACGCAUCUAUUAGGUCCAUAUCCUCAAACAUACCGGGUUCUAAUGACGCAUCUAUUAGGUCCAUAUCCUCAAACAUACCGGGUUCUAAUGACGCAUCUAUUAGGUCCACAUCCUCAAACAUACCGGGUUCUAAUGACGCAUCUAUUAGGUCCAUAUCCUCAAACAUACCGGGUUCUAAUGACACAUCUAUUAGGUCCAUAUCCUCAAACAUACCGGGUUCUAAUGACACAUCUAUUAGGUCCACAUCCUCAAACAUACCGGGUUCUAAUGACGCAUCUAUUAGGUCCAUAUCCUCAAACAUACCGGGUUCUAAUGACGCAUCUAUUAGGUCCACAUCCUCAAACAUACCGGGUCCCCAUUAUGACUAUUUUCAAAGGCCACAGAAAAGAUUAACCCUGUCCUCAUGGCUGGUUUCCCCGUUCACGAUGCAGAAGUCAGGUAAAACUAUCACUUGGAUCACAAAACAGUCAAUGGAAAUCUCAGGAACUUCGACGAGAGGCUUGUCAAACAGGGGAACGGAGGUGCCGAGGCGUUUAGGAAUAGGGGCUUUAAUCUCCGCCUCUCGCCCCGUUUACCUAACCUCCCUCUCCUUUUCCGUCACCCAUUCCGACCCAACUUCUAUCCCAAGACAUGUAUCCUCGCCAUAGACCGAUAAGUCUUCUGGUGUCUGUUCUUCCUAUGUAUCCUAUGUAUUCCUCCUCCUCCUCUUCCUCCUUUCAGCCCCUGCCUUCCUUCUCCAAGCCCCAAACCUCUCUCUCCUUUUCCAUUACUCCUUCCCCAACACAUGUAUUCUCCUCCUCCUCCUCCUCCUCCUCCUCCUCCUCCUCCUCCUCCUCCUCCUCCUCCUUCCAGCAACUUCCUGCGUCACAUCCCCUCCACACUUCACAACCUUACUUUCAGCCCCUGCCUUCCUUCUCCAAGCACCCAACCUCUCUCUCCUUUUCGAUUACUCCUUCCCCAACACAUGUAUUCUCCUCCUCCUCCUCCUCCUCCUCCCCCCGCGACCUUACAGCUUCACAUCCCCUCCACACUUCAUAACUUCACUUUCAGCCCCUGCCUUCCUUCUCCAAGCACCCAACCUCUCUCUCCUUUUCCAUUACUCCUUCCCCAACACUCCUCCUCCUCCUCCUCCUCCUCCUUCCGCCAUCUUCCAGCCUCCCAUCACCUUCACGUCUCACACUCUCACCUUCAGCUCCAUCCUUUCUUCUCCAAGCACGUCUCUCAUAUCCUGUGUUUCCCUCUCCGCCCCCCUCCCCUGCCUCUCCUCCCCCGGGGCGUGCGUGGCUUUGCGUCCUCACGAGCUCGGGGUUGAGGGGAAAGGUAAUUGGCCCUCAGGAGACACGGACGGGGACACAGAGAUGGAUUUACCCCCCCCCCCUCCCUGAUGCCCUCCUCCUCGUCCUCGUCCUCGCCCUCGUCCUCCUCCUCAUCUCCUAUUCCCGACCUCCAUCACCAACAUCAUCAUCUCCGUCAGUCUCUUCUCUUCUCGUUCUUCAUCGUCUCCUUUUUAUUUUUUAUUUUUGCGUGUCUGGUUUUCUCUCUCUUUUUCUUUUCUUUUUUCCUUCGCAAUCCUUCUUCUUUUUCUCUUUUGGUUUUCUCUGUUUUUUUCUUCUUUUCUUUUUCCUCCGCAAUCCUUCUUCUUUUUCUCUUUUGGUUUUCUCUGUCUUUUUCUUCUUUUCUUUUUUCCUUCGCAAUCCUUCUUCUUUUUCUCUUUUGGUUUUCUCUCUCUUUUUCUUCUUUUCUUUUUUCCUCUUAUUUAUCUCUUUUCUUUCCUCCUCUUUUCCUUCAUAUUCUCCAUUUUCUUUUUUUGUUGCCUCUGUUUUUUGCCUUUCUUUUUCUUCCUUCCUUUUUCCUUCGCAAUCCAUCUUCUUUUUCUCCUUUCUUUCCUCCUCUUUUCCUUCAUAUUCUCCAUUUUCUUUUUUUGUUGCCUCUGUUUUUUGCCUUUCUUUUUCUUCCUUUUUCCUUCGCAAUCCUUCUUCUUUUUCUCUUUCCUUUUCUCCUCUUUUCGUUCAUAUUCUCCAUUUUCUUUUCUCUGUUGCCUCUGUUUUUCUGUAUCUCUCUUUAUCUUUCUUUAUCUUUUCUUUCUCUCUCGGUCACUUUAUGUCACCCACAGUCGCAUUUUUCUUUUGUCAAUGUACUUUGGCAGCGUCGGUUUUGGUGUUGGUUUUAUCUUUUUAUUACUUUUAUUACUUUUUAUUACUUAUUUUACUCUCACUGUUAUCGAUUGCUUCUGUCUUCCUCCUCAUUACUGUCCGUCACUGCGUCUUCUUCCUUCAUCUCUUUGUCUCAUAUUUCUAGUUCAGCUUCAUUCUUUCACUUUUAACCCGUCCGCUGCGAUUGCCACGGAUUUCGCCUUCACUGGUAGCCUGGUAACAUAUAGUCCCAGGUCUUUCUCUGCCUCUGUGGUGGAUAGUGGCGUGUUUCCCAUGUGGUACUGGUAUGCUGGAUAUCCCUUCACUGGUAGCCUGGUAACAUAUAGUCCCAGGUCUUUCUCUGCCUCUGUGGUGGAUAGUGGCGUGUUUCCCAUGUGGUAUUGGUAUGCUGGAUAUCCCUUCACUGGUAGCCUGGUAACAUAUAGUCCCAGGUCUUUCUCUGCCUCUGUGGUGGAUAGUGGCGUGUUUCCCAUGUGGUAUUGGUAUGCUGGAUAUCCCUUCACUGGUAGCCUGGUAACAUAUAGUCCCAGGUCUUUCUCUGCCUCUGUGGUGGAUAGUGGCGUGUUUCCCAUGUGGUAUUGGUAUGCUGGAUAUCCCCCUCCAAGGUGCAUGACUUUACAUUUUUCUUCAUAUGAAUUGUAGCAGCCACAUUUUGUUCCAUUCUUGUAGCUUGGUGUACUCUUUUUGUAGGAAAUUCGCGGUCAAGGGGUUAAACAGAAUGGCGUUGUUUUUUCCACCAGUAUAAACAUCAUUUCCUUAUCUUUAUCCAUUCGAACACAAGACAAAAGGAUCGCCCGUUCCACUUGGCAGCGUUCCAGUAAUGUCACCCACAGUCGCCUCCCAUCAAACAACUUCCACAACUCUCACCCAUCACGCUCCCGAGGCCGCAGCUCCCCCGUCUACGACCCCCAGCGGCGCCCUUCCGAAGCGUGGUGAACUUGUGUGACUUAUUGGCCUUCCGAGGGAGUACUAAAUCAUAACGGUGGCGUAGCUUGGGGAGUGAUGGAGGCGGUGGGUGGGAGAGGAGGUGAAAGAGGGAUGGUUAGUAUAGGUUAUGUGUGUGUGAGACAACGAUAGACAGUGACAGAUAUAUUGACAGAUAGACAGAAAAGCAGACAGGCAGAUGGACGGAAAUAAAGAAAGAACGAAAAAUAGAAAACGAAAACAGAAAGAAAGUAGUUGAUAGAUAAGACAGAAAUUCAAACAAGCAGAUACAGAAAAAAGCAACGAACGAAAGAGGAAACGAAAAAAGAGAAAGUAAUAAUAAAAGAAAAAAAAGAGAUACAGAAAAGGGCGAGGCAGAGACAGACAGACAAAGACGAGUAGUAAAUGGGAAUAAGAA
Molecule: messenger RNA, 4901 nt
Organism: Eriocheir sinensis (Chinese mitten crab)
Lineage: Eukaryota; Metazoa; Arthropoda; Malacostraca; Decapoda; Varunidae
Exons: 7
Coding region: 2791-3729 (312 amino acids)
Source: RefSeq, a predicted model, not a curated record